This is a messenger RNA of Strongylocentrotus purpuratus (purple sea urchin), 2070 nucleotides long. RefSeq names its product protein NLRC5-like. Lineage: Eukaryota; Metazoa; Echinodermata; Echinoidea; Camarodonta; Strongylocentrotidae. Bases 1 to 2070 code for a protein of 689 amino acids. The record is from RefSeq and is a predicted model, not a curated record. The transcript has 4 exons.
AUGGCUCCCGGAAGGUGCCCUGUCGUGGCCCAGCCGGGUGUCGUGCAGUGCACUGAACUACAGAAUAUGGCGGCUCAUAAAGGUAUUGCCGAUGAUCUUCUCUCCAAGCUGGCUGAAGACAUCGAGACAGGUGAGCAGAUGGAGGCCUUAGGACGAACACUCGGAUUCAGGGUCGCAGACAUCAAUAGAUACACAGAAACCAAUAGGAUAGAAGGACGGGUGACUUGUAAGGGAACACGUGACAUGCUGUUUGACUGGAGACAGACUGUGGUGCCUUGCGACCAGCAUCUCAAACUGAAACAAGCUCUCAUUGACGCUGAGCUGGUCACGCUUGCUGAUACAUAUCUCAAGGGGACACCAAGUAUUCAAGAUAUUUACAGUGAGAAGAUCUCGGAAUCCUUGACUGUUCUGCGAUGUCGCGAAAAGUUGGAGAACAAGUACCGAAAUCAACUGUGCAAAGUUCAAAUAAAACCUUGGGAUCGAAGUGAUUAUGUCGAGUUCAAAGAUUUGCACACGGUUGUCACAGUGGUGAAGAAGGACGCUCAUGGAAAGGACACGAAAAAGAAGGAAAUACUCAAGGGUUCUGUUGCUGGAAUAUUUUCAACGAAAGUAAACGGAAGACUGCCAGCUCGAAUCCUCGUUUCGGCCCCAGCUGGACGAGGGAAGACCACGGCUGUUGCUAAGAUGGCUUACGACUGGGUUAACAGAGAAAAAGGGUCAGCAUUAGAACUUCUGCCACUUCUGUUUGUUUUGAAAUUCAGUAACACAAAUCAGCUGACAUCGAUCGGAGAAGCCAUCAAAUCGCAGCUUUUGAGUGAUGUUCAUGAUCUCACACCAGAGGGUCUGGAGAGUUUCAUCAGAAAGAAUCAGGGAAUCUGUCACAUCAUACUAGACGGGCUAGAUGAGUAUGCCGGUAUUUCUUCUUCAAACCGAAGCCUAGGGAGCAACAUUGUCAGUGUCAUCCGCUGGGAGGAAUUUCCAGAGUGUAGAGUUCUUGUAACAACACGCCCUCACCUAGAGAACUUCUUCGACCAAGCGGAACUUUCAAGAGUAUACACAAAACUGUGGAUCGAAGGCUUCUCGCAAGAGAGCUCACGAGAGUACAUCGACAAGUUCUUUGCCUUGACUUUGAGUCCUGGUAGUGGGCGUGGUCUGAAGGUUUACCUUGAUGACCAACCACUUAUUAAUGAACUUGUUGAAACGCCUCUAUUUUGUCUCAUGAUCUGUCACUUAUGGAGUGAGGGCCUACUGAACAUUGAUACUACAACUCAAACAGAAUUGCUGGACAGCGUUAACGUCUUUCUGGUGCACCAUGCAAACGCACGCCAAAAGUCAAUAAUGAAAAUUACGCCCAAACAGUUAAGGACAAUCGUUUCUCAAUUAGGCGAAGUUGCCCUUACUGGUCUGCUUGACGAUGCUAAAAAACUGGUCUUCACGUCACAUGAUUUCCGUAAAAUUCCCGCAAUCCUUGAUAAAGCCUGUGAACUUGGGAUAGUAUUCAAGACAACUAUUGCAACGACAUGGCUCCCACGAUCUCACAUGACCACGUCCACUACCAUUGAGUUUUAUCACAAACUCGCACAAGAACACUCGGCUGGGAAAUAUCUCGCUGAUCAAACAAAUAACUUUCAGUUACGUUUGAAGAUUUCUAAGUUAGACAUAGUACUGCGCAAGAUCAAAGAAAACAUUGGUGACUACGAGAAUCUCAUCCGAUUCGCUGCUGGCACAGACAACAACAUCUUUGUACGAAUAAUGGAGGUGCUCCUUACAAACAGCUUUUUGAAUGAGAGCGAGCGCUAUCGCAUUCUCCUUAACUGCUCAUCGGAGACCAGGGGUACUGAAGGAAAUGUGUCUUCGUUGGUUCAAAGAUGUGUAACUGCACAGAGUAUUUUUCUAAAGUCACCGACUGUCUACACCGUCGUUGGGAUGCAAAAUCUUCCAAAGCAACUUAAACGUCAGUCUAACUACCGACGUGACGAGUGGACUAUGGUCAUGCCUCAAAUCAUUUUCGAUGCUACAUGCUCUCACCAUCUCAGACUCCUCUCUCAGUUUCCCCCCAUCUGCUCCUGA